Rotaria sp. Silwood1 is the source of this 609-nucleotide messenger RNA. NCBI's taxonomy places the organism in Eukaryota, Metazoa, Rotifera, Eurotatoria, Philodinida, Philodinidae. The record is from the annotation of a GenBank genome assembly.
AUGACUGAAAUGUGUGUAAAUAAUGGGCAAAAGCGUCCAGUUAUUCGAUAUACCGAUUUUGAUUUGCCAGAACAUUGGGACAUUCAAUCGGAAAAUAUUGCACAAUUUCCGUUACAAGUUAACUCAACUGAAUACAAUGAAGUUCGUGCUUUAUUUGACAAAACAAUGGCUAAACAAUAUAGUGAAAUAGUUCGUAUAGAUCGUAUCCGAAAUAAACAAUGGUAUAUGCAAUACAAUUUCUAUAAAACUUUCUCACCAAAGAAAAAUACAGAAAAAAAAUUAUUUCAUGGUUGUUCACAAGAAGUAGCUUCACUCAUUAUUAAUACAUUUUUCAAUCGAUCGUUUCCUGGAAUUAAUGAUGUCGUAUAUGGACAAGGAGCUUAUUUUUCAGCAGACGCUUCUUAUAGUCACGAUCAUACUAGGCCAAGUAUGCUAAACGGUGAACGAUGUAUGUUUGUGGCAAAUGUAUUAGUAGGUAAUAGUGCACUAGGAAACCGACACAUGAAAACACCACCUUCAGGUUAUGAUUCAACAACUGAUGGAAAACAUAUCUUCGUCACAUAUCGUGAUGAUCAAGCUUAUGCAGCAUAUCUUAUUGUUUACAAAUAA